CUGAAAAGACCAAAACUAACCAACUAUAUUUGUUACUGAAGAGUCCAAGUAGGAAAGUUCUUUACAUGGUAAAUACAACGACGCUGAGACAACUGAAACUUGAAUCGGUCUUAUAAACAUUUAUCACAAGCGCUUAUUAUCAAAUUACUACGUAUUUCCGCUAACACGCAUGUUUGUUGCUUUACAAUGAAUGUGAUGAAAUGUCAGUAUUAAAUGAAUUACAGAAUGAUGAUGAUUUCGGAAACACUGUUGAAUUUUCAUCGUGCAAGCAAAAAUACUCAUCUACUCUGCUAUCAAGAUCAAAAGUAUCAUCAGAAAUAAAUGAAUCAUUAUCAUCAUCACAAAUGAUCAUAAGAAGAUCUAUCAAAAGAAAUGUUAAAAAGUAUAAUCAAUUAAGUGGUAACACACUAUCUAACUUAGAUUGGACUCAAAGUCCAAGUUCUUACAGUAGAGAAUUCUGCCACUUAUUCACGUACACAAUAACAUCUAAAGAUGACGUGAAAACGGAAAUAGAUUACGUCAGAAACUUGAUAAAUUUACAAUCUAUUAAUCCUGUCACAAACAUAUCUAAGUCGAAUACUUUACUUCCACGUUUAAUCAAUUACGCUAUUAAUGGACAAUUACGUGUAUGUCAUUUUCGAAGCAUUUGUUGGCGUAUAUUUCUUGACAUUCUACCCAAUGAUGUAAGUCAAUGGUCGAAACAAUUAAAAAAAGACAGAGAAUAUUUUGCCAUGUUAAAUUGUCGAAUUAAUAUUAAUCCAUAUAUUAAUCAAAUAAAAUCAGAUGAUCAUCCAUUAUCUUAUAGUAGAACGAGUUUGUGGAACAAAUAUUUCUACUCAUUAAAAGUAAAACGCAUAAUAGCAAAAGAUGUUAAUAGAACAUUUCCAAAAGUGGAAUAUUUUCAUAACCAAAAUAUACAUAACAUUAUGAUUGAUUUAUUAUAUAUUUAUACAGAACAUGAGAAUAUUUCCUAUCAACAAGGUAUGCAUGAAAUAUUAGCACCUUUAUUAUUCGUUUUGCAUUGUGAUCUAACUGCAUUUGAACAUGUUGUAGAAAUGAAAAUUAUAUCAUCUGAUUUAUGGAAUGAUUUAAAUUAUAUUAUGAAUAAGGAAUACUUUCAAGCUGAUGUUUAUAUGAUGUUUGCAAAAAUUAUGAACUCCGUCAAAAAUUGGUAUCCUCAAACAAAACUAACAACUCAUGAAAAAAGAAUAAGAAGACGUACAGUUAUAGGAUUACCAACAACAAUAUUAGUUUUAAAAUCAGAAGCAAAUGCAAACUCCAAUGACCCAGAACAAACUCCCAUGGUUACCAAUAAAACACAAGACAGUAUUGAUGAUAAUAAUAAUCUUAAAUAUUUUAAAAUUUACUACGAGAGCGAUAAUGACGAAUUAGACGGAGAGGAUCAUGAAGAAACUAAAAAUGACAGUGAGGGGGAUGAAAUCAUCGAAAAAUAUGAAAGACAGAAUAAAGAUCAAUUAAAACAACCUGACGGCGGAGAUCAACACACGUUUCACUUUGAUCAGGAAGAACAUUCUAAACAUAACUGUUCAGGAGAUUGUUUUGUAGAACAAAUACACAAACAAUUAUUAUUGAGACACAACCCAUUAUUAUAUAACCAUUUGAAAAAAUUAGAGAUAUCACCAAAAUUAUUUGGUUUAAAAUGGAUACGUUUACUAUUUGGUCAUGAAUUCCCCUUACAAGAUUUAUUAUAUAUAUGGGAUUGUAUAUUUGCCGUAAACAAUAAUUUAGCAUUUGUUCCUUACAUGUAUUUAAGUAUGCUGUUACGUUUAGGACCAACAUUAAUAAAAUAUGAGUUUGCAGAAUGUUUAACAUUAUUGAUGAAUUAUCCAGCUGGCAUGGAUGUAACGUAUUUAGUCUACAUGGCGUUACACUUGUAUAAACCACAUUCAUAUAACAAACCAUCAAAUGUAUACGACUAUCAUUCCAUCUUCCAUAGCAUUACUAUCGGUGACGACGACAAUAAUAAUAAUGUUACAAACAGCAAAAUCAAUGACAUACACGAUAAUACCAGUUGUAGUAGUAAAGAUAACCGUAAUUAUGAUGCAAAGACUACGAAUUAUGGCAAAAACGAUAGUGAUGCUGAGAAUAUUGACAAAAUCAACAUCAGUGCGAACAGCUACAGUGACAGCAGUAAUAACAUCAAAAAUAACCCAAUACCAUCUCUUCCAUCAUUAAGUAAUAAAAUAAAGUCUAAACUGAAGAAUACACCUUUUAGUAAUCUUGUAAACAAUUAUCGAAAAAAAUCCAACAUAAAUAAUCCUAUUACUAACACGGAUAUUAUAAAACGAAGCAAAACAUUUAAAAACAGUAAGCAAGUAAUGGGUAUACCAAGAGGUAGAUCAUUAGCCGAUUUAGCAAGUUUAAAAAAAUCAAUAUACAUCAAGUCAAAUGAAGAAAAUAUUCGACUUUCAGAUAUAAUGAUAUCAACUGAAAGCACAAACAAUAAUAAUUGAAUAGUUCAAUCAAGAUUUAGCUCAAUGUAUUUAAAUGUUGAAGGUAUUGAAGAUUAUGAUGAGGCUGGUGGUGAUAAGGCUGACAUCUUAGCAAAAUUAAAAGCUGAUAGUAAUCACCCUACAAGUUAUACACAAAUAUACCUAUCCAUAACAAAACUAAGAUGUUAAUACCAAAAGUUAUGUGAACAAAAUGGCUAUAACAAACAUUUUAUAAUUUGAACAAUGAAUCGAUUGAGUUUACUGAUUUAAAACCAAGUUGUACAAUAAAUUCAAUGUAUAAUGAAGCAAUAGGAAAGAAGGCUUGAAUAUUUAUCUAACCUGGACUGUUUAUCCAAACAACCACAUUUGAUCUUAUUUAUUUUCCACACAACCUAUGCACACAGAACUUCAACCUCACUGCUUCAUAUUACAGAUGCAUACAUCUUUCAUAUCCACAUUCUGACGCACAAAUGGUGACAGGUCAUACAAACUCAACCAAAAAUAACUUGAAAUUGACAUAUUCAGACCUGCUAUGAUUUUGAUUGUACAAAAAAUAUUUUGCAUUGUUUCCUUAGUACUAUUCCAACAUGUGAUGAUUGAAUCCGGUUAUUUAUUUACUCUGAAGAAGUGACUUACAUUAAGUCACGAAACGUAAGAAAUACAAAUCCCUACCUAUUGAGAAUAUAACAAAAAAUAUAUUUGUUAUUAGCUUUCCAUCCAAUGUUCAAUUUAUUUGAAACUAUCAAGUCCGACCUUGGCAUCGAUACCUACAAAAUCACAUAGUUAUUCAAUACUACAACCAUCAACCAAUUAACAUUCUUUAAGCAUCGACAUGACGAUAUUGAAGAAUUAUGUGGAUAACAAUACUGAUAACAGCAUAAAGUCAUCAUUAAUUAUGAGGAUAAAUAAUGCAAUCUAAUCUGAUGGCUAAUUCUUAUAUUUUUUUAAUGAAUUUACUUUUAUUUAUUCUACUAGCUACAAAUGUUAACGAAAAGGACUUCUCUUUUUUGAGAACUCCAUAUAAAAAAAUCUGAUUUAUAUAUUCAAUGCUUAUUACUUAUCAAUACAGUAAUACUACCAAUAAUGAUAACAAUUAUCAUGAUGACGAGAUAUUUUGAUUUGACCUUUACUGCAAUACCAAACUUCUAAGUUAAAACGAUGUAACCUAUUUCUUAUCUUCCACAUAACAUACUAAGUUUUCCAUUAUAUUAUUCAAUAAUACCAUUACGAAUAUUAACAAUUUAAUAUUCAAUGCAUUUGUAUGACCAUUUCUUAUGUUUCUACAAGUUAUUUCACAUAUAUACAAAAUGAAUCUAAAAUGAUGCUCGAUAAUUUAAUCAGAUCUCAUAAUCGUAUGGAUACGCCUUCUGAAACGAAGGAUUACGAACUUAGUUAUAAUAAACAAUUCAAGUGCUCAGAAUUUAAUGAUCUCACUGAAUUUGACAAAUUCUCUCAUACAUAAAAAAUAUACAUUGAAAUCAUAAUGAACCGUCUUGAGAACAAACAAUAUUAUCAUUAGGAAUUCAAAUACAUGGAGCACGAAUGGUGAAUUAGUCAAAAUGCUGAAUCAAAAUACUAUGCAAGUAAGGAAUUUCAAAUGAACAGAUCCUACUCUGUUUUGUACAUAACUAGCUGUUUAUUCCCACGUAAACAUUUUUGUAAGUAAACGCCAUUAUAGAAAUAUUUACUUGUUUUUCCUAGAUUUAUUUCAUAUAUGCAGACUAUUAUUUUGAUAAAUGAACAAACUGCCUAUAAACGGUAUAUGGUCUUGUAUUCAUUAUUACCAUAUGUAGACUACCUUUUUUCAAUUUAAAAACAUUGUAAGUAAAGAGCCAUUACUUUACUAAUUUCACUUAAGGAUAGAAGUAUAAACUUAUUGUAAAUAUGAAGUGUAUAAAUCAUUUAACAUAGAAAGAGUAUUUUUAUCAU
Molecule: messenger RNA, 4382 nt
Organism: Schistosoma bovis
Lineage: Eukaryota; Metazoa; Platyhelminthes; Trematoda; Strigeidida; Schistosomatidae
Source: the annotation of a GenBank genome assembly